Chaetomium fimeti is the source of this 2127-nucleotide messenger RNA. Its product is annotated as P-loop containing nucleoside triphosphate hydrolase protein. Gene Ontology annotation, molecular function: microtubule binding; GTP binding; GTPase activity. Gene Ontology annotation, cellular component: microtubule; membrane; cytoplasm. The transcript is spliced from 2 exons. Bases 1 to 2127 code for a protein of 708 amino acids. NCBI's taxonomy places the organism in Eukaryota, Fungi, Ascomycota, Sordariomycetes, Sordariales, Chaetomiaceae. The record is from RefSeq and is a predicted model, not a curated record.
AUGGUUGCUUUUGCGAGCAACGUCUUGAGCAAGCUUUGCUCCCAGGACCAGCUCACCCUUCUGGACUCGAUCGACCGUCUCCGCUUUCAAGGCAUCAACAACUACAUUUCCUUGCCACAGAUCAUUGUCUGCGGCGACCAGUCAUCCGGCAAGAGUUCCGUGCUCGAAGCCAUUUCGGGUGUCUCUUUUCCAGUCAAGAGCAACCUGUGCACGCGUUUCCCAACGGAACUGGUCUUGCGCAAGACACCGCACAUCGGCGCCCGUGUGUCCAUUGUUCCUCAUGAAUCCCGCCCCGAGGAUGAGCGGAAGGCUCUCCUAGCCUUCCGUGAGGAGCUGCACGGGUUCGAAGACCUUCCCGACCUGAUCGAGAAGGCGAAGGCCGAGAUGGGCAUCACAACGCAUGGCAAAGCCUUCGCCAAGGACAUCCUCCGCAUCGAAGUCACCGGCCCAGACCGUCCUCAUCUCACCAUCGUCGACCUUCCCGGCCUCAUCCACUCCGAGACAAAGAAUCAGACGGCUUCGGACGUUCACCUCAUCCAGGACGUCGUGAAGUCCUAUAUGAGGGAGCCGCGCUGCAUUAUCCUCGCCGUGGUAUCAGCCAAGAACGACUUUGCCAACCAGGUGGUCCUGAAGCUGGCUCGGGCCGCCGACCAGCACGGCAAACGUACCUUAGGCGUGAUAACGAAACCCGACGCUCUUGUCCCGGGCGGUGAGAGUGAAGCCAACUAUGUCUCUCUCGCCAGGAACCAGGAAGUCGAGUUCCACCACGGUUGGCACGUUCUGAAGAACAUGGACUCUGAGAAAGGCUCGUCGGACCUUUUGACCAGGGAUGCCGAGGAAUCCGCCUUCUUCAGUUCGGGUGUCUGGAUUUCCCUUCCCUUUUUGUCACUCGGAAUCGACAGGCUGCGCAACCGUCUUAGCAAGGUUCUUUUGGGACAGAUUGCUACCGAACUUCCAAGCCUGAUGGAUGAGAUCGAGCAGAGGUUCAAGUCCUGUGAAGCUCAGCUCGAGAAACUCGGAGACCCACGGGCAAGCCCUGAGGAGCAGCGACUAUACCUGGUCCACUUGAGCCAGUCUUUCCAGGCGCUCGUCAAGUCAUCGGCCGAUGGUAACUACGACAGCUCGUUCUUCUCUGACGCUAAAACCCAACCUGGUUACGAACAACGCAUCCGGGCCGUUGUUCAAAACCUCAACGAGGACUUUGCGUCUAAGCUGUCGCUUCAAGGUCACUACCGCCAGGUCGUCGACGGCACACCUGAGACCGUGGACGCUUCUUCCGAUCCCCAGAAAGUGGUGCAAAUCUCCAGGGAUGACUUCAUCCAGCAGAUCGAGCAACUGAUGCGCAAGACGCGGGGCCGUGAGCUGCCCGGCACCUUCAACCCAAUGAUCGUCAUUGACCUGUUCCGUGAGCAAUCCCGCCCCUGGGAGGAAAUCGCGCGACGCCACGUGGAAAAGGUGUGGGAGGCUACCUCGACCUUCAUCAAGCUUGUCGUUGCGCACACGGCAGACGCGUCGACGGCCAAGGCCCUCCAGCAAGAGGUGUUCGGCCCAGCCAUGACGGACAUCCUGAAGGAAAUGCGCAACAAGACCACGGAGCUACUGAAGCCGCUUCAGAGCGGCCACCCGGUUACCUACAAUCGCCAUUUCGCCGAAACCCUCCAGAAAAUGCGCGAAACCAGGCGUAGAAGGAAUCAGGAAACGAUUCUCUAUGACUUCCUCAGCGCUUCCUCGACCGAGUCAAACGUCCGUCUAAACGGCACGUACAAUCUCAAAGGCCUUUCUGACGCUUUGAUUGCGAGUCAUGAGCCGGACGUGAGGCGGUCCGCCGCCGGCGACGCCAUGGAUUGUCUGAAUGCCUACUACAAGGUUGCCCUGGAACGGUUCGUCGACGACGUGGCGGUCGAAGUGAUUGAGGCCAAGCUCAUGUCCGCUCUGGACGGCAUCCUGUCGCCUCUCUCGGUCUAUCUGAUGCCCGCCGACGAAGUGGCUCGCAUCGCCGGGGAGUCCGAGGAGACCCGUGCGGAGCGUGACCAGCUCAACAAGCAGCUCGACGUGCUUCGAAACGGCCUGGAGACGUGCAAGCGUUUUGUGGGGUUCAGGAUCAAUGGGGGUGCGAACGACCAAUAA